Microplitis demolitor is the source of this 978-nucleotide messenger RNA. RefSeq names its product ATP synthase subunit O, mitochondrial (gene ATPsynO). Gene Ontology annotation, molecular function: proton-transporting ATP synthase activity, rotational mechanism. Lineage: Eukaryota; Metazoa; Arthropoda; Insecta; Hymenoptera; Braconidae. Bases 139 to 843 code for a protein of 234 amino acids. The transcript has 4 exons. Gene Ontology annotation, biological process: proton motive force-driven mitochondrial ATP synthesis. The record is from RefSeq and is a predicted model, not a curated record.
CGUAGCGUGAAUCGUGUAGAUAGACACGUCCCUGGUAACCUGCUCGUUAAAAAAAAAAACGGGUCACUUGCCCGAAUAUUAUUUACAACUUAAAUAUUUAUUUAAAUAUAUAAUAAAUAUUUUAUAUAUUUAUUAACCAUGUCUUCAAGCAGGUUCACUAUGGUCGUAAGUAAUAAAAUAUAUUUUUUAAAAUAUUGUUUUCAUAAACCAAAGCAUGUCAGAUUGGAAUCGAGUAUCAUUGUAAGAUCAUUUUCUUCAUCUCCAGUCACACAACAAUUAGUAAAGCCACCACUGCAAGUUUUUGGUAUUGAAGGACGUUAUGCUACGGCUUUGUUCUCAGCAGCAAGCAAACAAUCAUCACUGGAUGCUGUGGAAAAAGAUCUGUUGAAAUUCCAGGGAAUGUUGAAAACAGACACAAAGCUGGUCGACUUUGUAAAGGAUCCAUCAAUAAAACGCAAAUUGAAAGCCGAUGCAUUCAAAUUAAUCGGGACUAAAUUAAAUUUAAGCCCAGCAUCAGGAAAUCUGCUGGCCCUGAUGGCCGAGAACGGUCGAUUGGGAUUAUUGAAUCAAGUAAUAAACGCAUUCAAGCUAAUUAUGGCGGCCAAUCGGGGUGAAGUGGUGUGUGAGGUAACAACAUCCAAACCACUUGAUGCUGAGCACAAAGCUAAGCUCGAGGCCGCAUUGAAAUUAUUCUUAACAAAAGGACAGACUCUUCUUCUAACAACAAAAGUUGAUCCGGCUAUUCUCGGUGGCAUGGUUGUCUCAAUCGGUGAUAAAUACGUCGACAUGAGCAUUGCAAGUAAAGUUAAAAAAUAUUCCGACAUUAUCACUACCGCAGCUUAAACUCAUCCAUAAAAUAAAAAUAAUAAUUAUAAAAUUAUACAGAGAAAAUACUAGAUUUAAUAUACGCGGUGUUUCACUGUAGUAAUUCGUGCAUCAUGCAUUGAGGUUUAAUAAAAAAUGUAUGUAAAUAACUGC